Molecule: messenger RNA, 2115 nt
Organism: Talaromyces proteolyticus
Lineage: Eukaryota; Fungi; Ascomycota; Eurotiomycetes; Eurotiales; Trichocomaceae
Exons: 2
Coding region: 1-2115 (704 amino acids)
Biological process (GO): regulation of transcription by RNA polymerase II
Cellular component (GO): nucleus; RSC-type complex
Molecular function (GO): DNA-binding transcription factor activity, RNA polymerase II-specific; DNA binding
Source: RefSeq, a predicted model, not a curated record
AUGAGUUAUUUGCACCAUUCGUACCCCUAUGGCGGCCAUGGCGUCCCAAUUGAGCAACCGGUCGGUUGUGGCCCUCCCAUGGCUCACGCCGCCAUGGCGGGCUCUAUGGAUGGGUUUCUCCUUACCCGACCGUCCUACGAGAUCGACUACUACACUCACGUGCCUAUCAUGGAGGACUACGAGGAGUAUGCCGAGAAUUUGUCACGUCCACGGUUGACCAAAGAGCAAGUCGACACGCUGGAGGCUCAGUUCCAGGCCCACCCCAAGCCGAACAGCAAUGUCAAACGUCAAUUAGCUAUGCAGACUAAUCUCAGUCUGCCUCGUGUCGCGAAUUGGUUCCAGAACCGACGCGCCAAAGCCAAGCAGCAAAAACGUCAGGAGGAGUUCGAGCGAAUGCAAAGGGAGGCGAAGAAGAAAGACGAUCAAGACCGAACAAGGGAUGAAUCUAUAGAAGAGGACGACCAAGCUGAGACAACCUCCCUUCAGGAAAAGGAGCAGACCUCGACUCCUAAACAAGUUUCCGGUUCCAAUGAGCGGGUAAAGACACCCGCUAGCUCCGUUGGACGCCAGAAGCACAACAAGACUGGAAGCGAAGUCACCCGUGAGAGAACCUUUGCUUCUCUGCAAAGAGCCCUGAAUGCGGCGGUUGCCGCCCGAGACCAAUUCGCAAAUGAUGGAAGCACUCCGACAGGAGCAAGUGAUAUGUCACUGGACAUGGCACCAGCUAACCUCUCUGCAAACAGCAGCACCUCUCAGAAUUCCUUGAAUGUCCCCCCCUCAGAAUGGGACAGCCGGGAUUCAUCUCUUGCCUGGACUCCGUCUCAGAGUCCCGAGGAAGGUUUCGUAUUUGGCAACAUGAAUGCCAUUCCGUAUGCUGCCUCUGACGAUCAACUUGUAGCAUCACAUCUGGAUAAAUCCCAGAACCUGGACAUGACUGGAUCGCACAGUUUCGGUAGCCUCAGUUCACACUCUUGGAGCGCCCAAAUGCAAGGUGGCUUAUCCGAAGCAUCCCCUGCCUCCGAAUCUAUAUAUGGAUCUUUGCAGUUCUCAUCACUACACCCGCCUUCGGCUCCUGGAUCUCGACGCCCCUCUUCAUCUGAGGAGCUCGCCGAAUCCAUCGGUAGCAUUGGAAUUGAUGCCCAACUGUCUAAUAGAGUUGAUGGAUCUAUGUGGAGACGUCCAGAGAAAGAACUAGACAUUGCAGCACGUCGAAAACGACCCAGGCCGGCUGCUAUUGGCACCAGCAAUAGAGUGGUGGUUGGGAAUUCCUCGAUGUCAUCUAACGCUCGCUUGCCAAGCUUUGGAAACUCCUCCCAUUCCCUCCGCCACGCGAAAUCCUCCCAUACUCUGGGCUCGAGGUACGCGGGUGUGCGAAAGAUGUCAGUUCCACAGCGGUCACCGCUUGGUUUCUCGAGCUUUGCCGAGGCAGAGUCUAAGCAUAGACUUCACGCGUCUGCUUCGGUUGGCAACUUGGCCCCUCCAACUCCACUCACACCAGAAGAUCUCCAGCAAAUGCUACCUGCCACACCACGUGAUGGAAAAUUUGACCUAUCGUCACAAAGACUUGCUGAUGGGUCACUCUUUCCAGCAGCUCAGGCAAUGCAGCUUAAUGUGGCCUCUCCACCGGAAACCCCUUUGAAUUUGGAAAUGCUUUCCACAGUUCAAUAUCAGAGUCUUGCCCCACCCAUGUCAGCCCCGGCUCAAUAUUCUUCAUUUGCAGAAUACUCGCCCAUUUCGAACGGGCCACUGACUGGAGUGAGUUGGGCAGUUUCGACGCCUGAUACAUCAGUCUUUCCGGGCGGGCUUCAGACGCCUCAACCGCCUCCGUACAUCUAUGAACAAGAGGGCGAUGACAACCCGGAAAGCAGGUGGGCGCUGAGUGAAGAGAGUUCAUUGUAUGGCUCGGGAAAGGAAUCCGAUACUCCCCCGGUGACGAUGGCGGUCGGAGACGAACCUAACGCGACUCAAUUCUACAUCCACCAGUUCCCCAAGCAACAGGAAGCUCUUCGAACUGCAUCUCAACAAUUGCCGUCUCAAUCACGGAAGAAUUAUACAUUUUCCAAUCAAACGCCUAGCGAUUUCGAUUCUCCAACGCCAUUUAAUACUAAUUUUUAA